AUGGUUGUCUCAGAGAAAAGAGAAAUUGAUUUAUUUGUAGCAAGUAAAAUAGGUUCAUUUAAGCAUAUAAAAUAUCACACAGACAACACAAAAAAUACAAAAAAAUGUAUAGAAAAUUUAGUAGAUAUAAAGAGUUUACAAAAGGAAGAUGCUAUAACUUCAAUGGUAUGGAGUAAUGGAGAACAAACAGAAAUCCUAAUUGGUAGAAAAAAUCAACAGGUCCAAGUGUACAAUACUCUACAGGGCUUCACUAAAACAUAUACAGCAGAUUUUGGCGAAGGAGAUAUAGUUGGUCUCGGCAAGUACAAGAGAAGACUAAUAGCAGCGUUGUCUAGCGGUGUUGUUCAAGUCUGGUCGAAGAAGGAGAAUUUUGUAGUUAAUACGGGAGCCAAGUUGGAUAAAAUGAAAGUGUUUGAAGAGGAUUCUACAUUGUUUGCUACUGGUGGUGAAGAAAACGAACUGAAAGUAUGGAAGAUUGGUGAACCAGAGUCUAUAUUUACUGCUAAGAACCUUCCACACGACUGGUUGCAGCUAAGAAGACCGGUGUGGGUUUCAGACCUGGCGUUUUUAAGCCAGGACGUACUGGCUGUGUGUUCGAGAUAUGGAUAUGUUAGGUUAUAUGACACUAGGGCUCAGAGACGGCCAGUGUGUAAUGUGGAGUUUGAGAAGAUGGCCGCCACCUGCAUCGUGCCAGGGUUUGAAGAGAGGCAAGUGUUUGUAGGUUUUGGUCGAGGCCAACUCCACCAAGUGGAUCUUCGGAGAGGGAAACCGGACAAGGGGUAUAAGGGUGCUGUGGGGGCUGUCACCAGCAUUGGUCUGGUGAGGGGUGGGGGUGAGGGUCGGAGUGGGGGUCUGGUGGUGAGCAACAGCCUGGACAGACAUGUGAGGGUUCAUAGCUACGAGACUAAGGAGAUGAUCUAUAAGCAAUAUCUAACAUCUAAGCUAGCAGCUAUCCUAGUACAGACAGCAAGAUCCACUCCCCUUCAGAACGAGGACCAGGUGAAAGAAGAAGACCAGGUUGAAGACCUGGAGGUCAAGGAGGAAGAUGACAUGGAUGAAAUAUUUGAUAAUAUGGAGACUGUGGGUGAAAAAUCACGCAAGAAGCGUUCCGAAGCACUAGAAACAGAAGCACAAGAAACGGAAGCAAAAAGAUCAAAGCCAUCCACAGAAGGAAGCACAAUAGAAGUCGACGAUGAAGAAGCAAAAGAAGAAGCGAUCGUUAAACUUCUCAGAAGCACAGAGAAGCAAAAGAAGAGAAUGGAGAAACGGAAGAGGGAGAAGAAAGCCAAGAGUGUGUUUCAUAAUGCU
Brenthis ino (lesser marbled fritillary) is the source of this 1308-nucleotide messenger RNA. NCBI's taxonomy places the organism in Eukaryota, Metazoa, Arthropoda, Insecta, Lepidoptera, Nymphalidae. The record is from the annotation of a GenBank genome assembly.